Vigna radiata var. radiata (mung bean) is the source of this 1751-nucleotide messenger RNA. Its product is annotated as SWI/SNF complex subunit SWI3B. The transcript is spliced from 5 exons. The coding region runs from base 101 to 1615 and encodes 504 amino acids. The record is from RefSeq and is a predicted model, not a curated record. Gene Ontology annotation, molecular function: protein binding. NCBI's taxonomy places the organism in Eukaryota, Viridiplantae, Streptophyta, Magnoliopsida, Fabales, Fabaceae.
CCGUUGCAAUUUAUGAAUGAACUAUUAAUUAGUUACUUCAAAAUCACAUAUAUACGUAAUUCGAAUACCUAACGUGUGCUUGUAAUAAGGGCCCAGUAACAUGGCCACCACGACCACCACCGCCACCACCGCCACCUCCGCCCCCUCCUCUGCCGCCGAACCUUCACCUUCUUCUGCGGAAACCCCUCCGGCCCCAAUUCCUCCGAAGCAACCACCGCCUCCCCCGCAGCCUGCGUUGGCAGCGGUGAAGCCGGAGGCGCCAUUGUCCGACCCGAAAUCUUCCGCGGACGCGAACGUAAUCUUGGUCCCGAGCUACUCUCGAUGGUUCUCGUGGGACUCGAUACACGAAAGCGAGGUGCGUCACCUCCCCGAGUUCUUCGAAUCGGCGUCCAAAAGCCCUAGGGUUUACAAGUACUACAGGAAUUCGAUCGUGAAGUUCUUCAGGUACAAUCCCACCCGAAAAAUCACCUUCACGGAUGUCCGCAAAACGCUCGUCGGAGACGUCGGUUCGAUCCGCAGAGUCUUCGAUUUUCUUGAAGCUUGGGGCCUUAUCAAUUACCACCCCUCUUCGUCGCUGACCAAACCCUUGAAGUGGGACGACAAAGAGACCAAACCCGAUUCUGCGUCCAACCCCACCGAAUCUUCUUCCGCUCCCGCCAAAGAAAACACGAAGAGACUCUGCAGUGGCUGCAAAGCCGUUUGUACCAUUGCUUGUUUUACUUGUGACAAGUAUGAUUUGACUCUUUGUGCGAGGUGUUAUGUUCGUGGCAAUUAUCGAGUUGGUGUGAGCUCUGCGGAUUUUAGGCGAGUGGAGAUAAGCGAGGAGACAAAGACAGAUUGGAGCGAAAAGGAGACAACAAAUCUUCUGGAAGCUAUUACGCAUUAUGGUGAUGAUUGGAAGAGGGUAUCUCAGCAUGUUGCUGGCAGAACUGAGAAGGAGUGUGUUGCUCAUUUUUUGAAGCUUCCUUUUUCUGAUCGAUUCCAGAGUUAUCAACAACAACCUGCUGUCAAUGGCACUGAUGACAGUUCUAAUCAAUUAAAGAGGGUAACUAAUGCUGAUGCUGAAUCUGAAUUGGAUAAUGUUGCCUCAGCUGAAUCUAGUAAGAGAAUGCGUCUCACGCCCAUUGCGGAUGCAAGCAAUCCUAUUAUGGCUCAGGCUGCUUUCUUGUCUGCUUUGGCAGGGUCAGAGGUUGCACAGGCUGCUGCUCAAGCUGCAUUGACAACUCUGUCUGAGGUUUACAAAGCAACUAGAAUAAAUUAUCGGUCAUUUCCAAGGAAUACAUUGCUGCAAGAUGCCAGUGUCCCAUUUAAUGGUAGCAAUACUUCAGAUUCAUUCCAAGGGUCUCGAUUGCAUGCACAUAUACAGCUUGAGAAGGAAGAGUUAGAUGUGGAAAAAGGAAUUUCUGAGAUUAUAGAAGUUCAGAUGAAAAGUAUCCAAGACAAGCUUGUCCAUUUUGAAGAUUUAGACCUGCUGAUGGAAAAAGAAAGGCAGCAGCUGGAGCAAAUGAAAAAUAUGUUUUUCCUUGAUCAGCUUACUCUUUUAUUUAAUAAACCAUCUGCUCCAAAAGCUGGAGAAUGCCAAGAAGGAAAUAGUGUAAAGACGAACCAUGUUUGAGAAGUCUCAAUUAGGCUAUUGAUCUUAGGCUUAGCGAAUGUAUUCAAUCAACUCUUACAACUCUUUCUUCAUGUAGAGGGCUUAAAAUUUUCAACCAAUUGUACAUGUAUAUGGUAAUGUUUUGCUUGAAUAUGUA